Messenger RNA from Phoenix dactylifera (date palm), 1387 nucleotides. Lineage: Eukaryota; Viridiplantae; Streptophyta; Magnoliopsida; Arecales; Arecaceae. The record is from RefSeq and is a predicted model, not a curated record.
CCUGCCCUUUUCUUUCUUCCGCCACUUGCUCCACGCGUGCCCGGUCAGCGCCCACGCAUCCAUCUCCUUCCUCCCCUCAACCCAUCCCUGCUGCCCGAUUCUCGUCCUUUUGCGAACCGGGAGGGGCCUGGUGCGGGCUUCCGUAGCCGAAGCGGAAACGUCCACGUCGGCAGCCGUCACGUGCAGGCGUGGCUCCACGUGGAGGGCGGCAUCGCAAGCGAUGACGAGAUGUAGCCGCCCCCUUUCCCUUUCCUUUUUCUUCUAUGUCGGUGGGAGAGCGGUUGGGGCUGGGAUUCUCUCUCUCUCCACUUGCUCUACGUGGCCACCGCUGCAGCCGACAUCCGACCUUUUGGUUUUGCGUGCUUUUUGAUCUGAUCUAGGAAAUGCUGCGCCUGCUACAAAUAAGCUUAACAAACGGCUCCAACUGCCUCGCCUCCUUUCGACAAACAUGCCACGCGGCGCCACAUCGCCUCCAAAGUUGGCAGUCUGUGACGAGUUCAAGUUAUAAGCAAGAGAGACAGAGAGACGGAGAGAGAGGGGGGGGAUCGAGAUGGAGGGCGGGUGCUGCUCCACGAGCGAGGAGACGAGAAAGCCGGCACCUGCGGCGGCGAGAAGGACCGCUUCCGCCGCGGCGGCAACGGCGGGGGCCGCGAAGGAGCGGCCGUAUAGAGGAGUCCGGAUGAGGAAGUGGGGGAAGUGGGUGGCGGAGAUACGGGAGCCCAACAAGCGGUCCCGGAUAUGGCUGGGGUCCUACUCCACCCCCGUGGCGGCGGCCCGCGCAUACGACACCGCCGUUUUCUACCUCCGGGGCCGCUCCGCCCGCCUCAACUUCCCCGAGGAGCUCGCCGCCGAGGAGGACUGCGAGGCCGCCGGGCGCAUGUCGGCCGCGUCUAUCCGGAAGAAGGCCACCGAGGUGGGGGCGAGGGUGGACGCUCUCCAGAGCUGCCUCCUCUCCCAGCGGCGGCAGCAGCAGCAGCAGCAGUCGAACCGUUCACCGCGCGCGCCCAAGCAUCCGGAUCUCAAUCAGGAGCCAAGCCCCGAGAGUUCCGACGUGGAUUGAUGUGAUCGACAAGGAGAAAACAGAGGUAGUUUAGCUUGCCUUGGCUUGGCUUAGGCCAAAUCAAUCAUCGAUCUCUCCUCGUGAGCAGAAGAAAAAAAAAAAGACCGUCGCCGGCUAUGGCUGCACCCACGGAAGAGAAGAAGAAGAAGCUAGAAAGAAAUUCACCGUCAAGAGAGUGAUGGUUUUGGUUCUUGUUCUUGUUCGUUGUUUAGUUGUUUUCGCUUUAUUUUAUAUAUAAAAAUUCGAGAUGAGAUGUUUGUUUCUUUAUUUGUUUUUGUUUUUUCGUUUUGAGUUGUCGAAUUAAGUGGAGGACUGGGGAAGAAAGUA